CUCAGUCUUCUCCAAAAAUGACUUGAGAUCUGGGCAUUACGAAUUUCUUGUCAUGCCGUUUGGACUCACAAAUGCUCCAUCAGUAUUCAUGGCUCUCAUGAACAAAGUUUUCCAUGAAUACAUUGACAAAUUCGUCAUAGUAUUCAUCGACGACAUCCUCAUUUAUUCAAAGAGGGAGGAAGAACAUGCAGAGCAUUUGAGACUGGUAUUACACACUCUACGGGAGGAGAAGUUGUAUGCCAAGUUCUCAAAAUGUGAAUUUUGGAUCCAAGAAGUUCUAUUCUUGGGACACGUGGUGUCUGGACGAGGAGUAGAAGUCGACCCCAAGAAGAUUGAAGCGGUAGUAAACUGGUCUCCACCCAAAGACGUACCAUAGUGGCGUAGCUUUCUGGGAUUGGCAGGCUACUAUCGCCUAUUUGUGGAAGGGUUCUCCAAAAUAGCCUCACCACUGACAAAGUUGUUGAGGAAAGAAACCCGAUAUGUCUGUUCGGAAGAAUGGCAGAAGAGUUUCGAAGAACUUAAACGAAAACUUACUCCUGCCCCUAUACUGACAUUGCCAGUAGAAGGAGGGGAGUAUGUCGUUUAUAGUGAUGCUUCGUAUCAAGGCUUGGGUUGCGUUAUGAUGCAAAAUGGGAAAGUAAUUGCUUAUGCCUCGAGACAAUUAAGGCCACAUCACACAUGAAGUGAACUACCCAACUCAUGAUAUGAAAUUAGCAGUUGUGGUGUUUGCGUUGAAAUUAUGGAGGCGUUAUCUUUAUGGUGAGACCUUCAAAAUUAUGACCGACCACAAAAGUCUGAAAUACCUCAUGGAUCAAAAAGAGCUUAAUGGUAGACAAAGGCAAUGGGUAGAGUUACUCAAAGACUACGACUGCACCAUCGAUUACCAUCCUGGUAAGGCGAAUGUUGUUGCUGAUGCUUUGAGUCGAAGAGAAAGAUUGCCAACUCUGGUGGAGAUGAGGGCCAUGGGUGUGGAGAUGCAAGUUGAAGAUAUCACCACCCUGGUUGCACAUCUAAGUAUUUGAUCGAUGUUGCACGAUCGAAUCAUGAUGGGGCAAUUAGAAGACCCAGAGUGCAUAAAAGCACGAGAGAAUAUUGAAAUAGGCAAUGGAAACGGGUAUGUGUUGGAAGAUGACAUACUCAAGAUGAAUGGACGAAUGUGGGUACCCGAAGUGAGAGAAUUAAAAAGAGACAUCUUGGAGGAAGCACACUCCUCUCUUUAUGGCAUGCACCCGGGGAUGACAAAAAUGUAUAAUACCAUCAAACCACACUUUUGGUGGCAAGGAAUGAAACGAGAAGUUGCGGAGUAUGUUCAAUCAUGUCUUAUAUGCCAAAAUACAAAGGCUGAACAUCGUGUCCUGGCUGGACCCUGCGGUGAAUAGGCGGUGUUUUACUACGUGCUAUGUGUUUAAUAUUGAAACAUAGCUGAGGAUUUAACAAAGAUAAAAUGAAGAAUGUCGUUAUUAUGAUUUUGGUACUCGAGUUGAAUUGGAUGAUUCAUAAUCGAGUAUUUGGAAUUUACGACUUUGUAAUUGAUCCCUAAGAAUUGUGAAAUUCUGUGAGACUACGUUGUUACUAUUUUAAUAAUUCAUGACGUGAUAUCAUGCCAUGAGUUAUAUGAAAUUCAGCCUACGAUAUAAUAAUUCUCCUAAUAAGACUAUAUGGGAUAAUCAUUAAACAACGAACGAAUUCGUAAUAAUUUGAAUAAUGGACAGCUACCAUGGGAGAAUUCUGUCUAGGCUAGUGGUUUUUAAUCGAGACCUUCGUCGUACUCGUCCACUAACCUGGGAAUUCACUCGGUAAACUCUUUUGGGAAUACGGUUGUAAGAAGUGUACUACGUGUAGUGGCACUCAUUCCUCUUCUCGAAGUUUUUACCACGCGGGUCCGCCAUUCGAAUUACUCGGUGAUUAUCACCGAUUAAAUGGUUAACGAACCAUGUACAAGGAUUUGAAAUGUCCAUCUUAUACGUUGAAUGUACGAUAAUGAUAAUGUUUGCGAAUGAAUUUCUACUUGAUAAUUUGAUGGAUGAUAUGAUAAUUUUGUCGUAUGCAGGAGAUUUACAAAUUAGCGUUUUCAUAGACUUGGUAAUUACACCAAGAUUGAUUAAGAUGGAUGAUUAAUAUAUUUAGAUUAUGAUGAUUUUAUAUGAUGUUCAUAUUAAUCACAUAGACUUAGAAAUGGCCUGCAUUUACCCCCAACCAUUUGAUAUCAUUACUGACGAUCAUUAGGAUCGAUGAGGCCAGUGGCCAGAGAGAUAUGAUUGUGGUUUCUGAUAUAACCACUGAGAUGAUGAGGUUCGAGUAGGGGUGGAUGUAUGGUGACCUUGGCGCCCAAAUUAAUAAAAUGGAAAUGCAUUGCACUUGCAUAUUGUUUGGAUAUUGGAUGCUAGGUUGAGACUUCAACCUAGAUGCCAUGAUUAGGUGGUUAAUCGAUUGAUGUGGAAAACGUAUCCAUAGAAUUCACCGUGUAGGAGGGAACAACGCCCCACCUCUGCUAAAUUAUUUAGCUGACCCCCUUCCCUUUUGUGUUCAGAUCCGCAUUAGAGGAACUGAACUUGGACGUCAGAGCUGUGCAACUUCUACUCCAUCAUGAGGUAGCAGACGAUUGGUCGGAGGAGAGUUUUUACCUAUGUUUUGUAUUUUAAAACACGUAUCAUAAACAUGUAUUAUGUUGGGUUUGAUUGCAUUGAACUUGUUCGAUUGAGUUAUUUUGAUUUAUGGAUUGUACCAAAGUAUGUAAGAUGAACAUUUGAGUUUCAACGAGCAAGUGUUUGGAUUUGAUGUCAUGAAUUGGAUGUUGUAUGUUUAAUAAACGAGAUUGAAUAUUAAUAAAUGUGUUAGAUUUGA
Molecule: messenger RNA, 2844 nt
Organism: Linum trigynum
Lineage: Eukaryota; Viridiplantae; Streptophyta; Magnoliopsida; Malpighiales; Linaceae
Source: the annotation of a GenBank genome assembly